AUGUCUUCCAAGCGCAAGUGGGAUGAUGCCGGAGCAACCGAAGACGCAGCUCUCAAGCAGCCUAAGACCGAGCCCGAGAACGACGUCGAGCGUUCGACAUCGUCAGCGAGCGCUGCACCCGAGCCAGCCGUCAACGCGGUCGAGGAUCCCAAGGCUGCGAUCGAUGCCGCAGGUACGUCGAUAUUUCUUUGUUUUGUGCUGCUAGAGGAUGAACCUUCUCAUCGUCCCGUCCCUCUUCUUCCACAGCCGAGGUCGCUGCUCGACUGGCGGCACAGUAUGGAGGCAAGCCCGCUCCUGCACCGGCUCAACCCGAUCCAGAGUGAGUGGCGUACCAUUCUUUACAUUCCGGUCGCACUGGUUCCUUUCAAGGCUCGCAUGUUGAUGAUGCUGAUCUCAUGAUGCUGAUUGGCACAUGUCUCCGUAUCGCGCUGCUUCGACAUCACACCCCAGAUUUGUGAAGGACAUUGAGAUCAACGACUUGCGGAAUCGGUAUCUACUCACAAAGGAGCCAACGCAACAACAGGUAUGGAGCCUCUCAAACGCUUACAGACGCUGGUACGGUGCGAGUCGUUGGUCCUCCUUGAUCAUCACUGACCCGCUGUCGCCGCGAUCCUGGGCACGUGUAGAUCCUCGAGGAAACUGGAGCCAGCGUCGUCACAAGAGGCAGUUGGUUCCCCGACAAGUCGAUGGCUACCGACAAAGACCCCGCUUUGUAUCUCCAUAUCACUGCUGUGCGUUCUGCCCCCCCCCUGCCGCCCUCUCACAGGUCGUCUUUCGGCCCAGACUGACGCUCCCAUUUUCGGUCCACGACUUUCCCAGGACACGGCCGAGAAGCUUGAGAGGGGGAUUGCCGCCGUUCAAGCACUCAUGGACACCGAGUUGGGACCGCUGAUUGAUACGCGACGAUUCGAGCGCGCCGCCGAGAGGGACCAGCCGCGAGAGAGGGUCAGUAUGCCGCCUGCGAAAGGCCUUUGAUCAGAGCGCGAAACAGACGAACUGAUGUUAUUCAUCCCAUCUUCUGCAGAGAAAAUGGCCGGAGGAAAAAAUCCCUAUCGAACUCGAGCCGAUGCGCAACUUCAACGUCCGCGCCAAAGUUGUCGGACCAGGUGUGAGUCGCGCUGCAGCGUCCAGGUCGUAACAGUCGCUGAUGCUUAUGACCUUGUACCUUCCUAUCCGCGUGCGCUCUCUCAGGGACUAUUCGUCAAGUACAUCCAGCACGAGACUCAGACGCGUGUGCAGAUCAAAGGCAUGGGGUCAGGUUUCGUCGAGACCGAUACCGGGCGCGAGGCGGAGGAGACGAUGCAUGUCCACGUAACGUAAGCUACCCCACCACUUGUCCCAAGGAAGAGGCCCCGGCUGACGAGCUCUUGCACCCUUAAAUCAAACAGAGGCCCCGACCAACCGAUGGUCGAUGAAGCUGCCGAAAUGGCGCGAGAUCUACUCAUCGUCGUGAAAGAGGAGCACGCCAAAGCACGAGCAGCACUGGAACAACAAUUUCAGCAGCAGCAGCAGUAUCAACUGCAACAACAGCAAAUGUACGCGCAGCAGCAGAGCUACGGAGGAGGUUACCAGCAGCAAGGGCCUGGGCAAGGCAGUUAUCCUCAGCAAGGGUAUCAGGUGAGCCCCCAGUCCGACCUGUGCAUCCUAGGAGACGCCUCAAACUCACCUGAAUUCGCAUGCGAUCUCAACGUGUCAUUAGCAAUCAUACGCCCCAGGUGUCACUGCCCCAUUACCGCCAGGUGAAGCACCUCCACCACCGCCGGGAGAAGCCCCUCCCUUGCCGACGAGCGAGCCACCCCCUCAACCCGCUGGCGGCACCGCGACGGACGAGCAAUGGCGUGCUUACUGGAACUCGCUGGAUGGGCCGAGUCAGGCAUACUUCAUGCAGUACUAUGUGGGUAUACCGGGCUCUGACCCACCCAUCACUCGUCCAGAACAUGACGCUGACUUCGGCUUUGUUUCGCAGGCAUCGGCCUACACCCAACCCAUCGCUGCUCCGGCCCCACCCUCCGCCCCUCCUCCACCUCCACCUCCGCCAGCAGAGCCGCCGAGGGGCGGCUCGGGCAUGUACGGUGCUGUACCUCCUCCUCCUGGGCUGUAA
Messenger RNA from Microbotryum saponariae, 2101 nucleotides. NCBI's taxonomy places the organism in Eukaryota, Fungi, Basidiomycota, Microbotryomycetes, Microbotryales, Microbotryaceae. The record is from the annotation of a GenBank genome assembly.